AUGAAUAGUAAUAAUCACAAUGAAUAACUUUGCCAAUAUGAGCAAUAAAAACCAAGAUAUCAACAUUUCUAUUUGGAACUUUAUAAGAGCAAGAUCUUAUAAAUUCAUGGGCCAAAAUUAUAAUAAAGUGAUACCCUAAAAUGUUAAUAAAAUAAUGGUGAAUAAUUAAGUAGUGCUGAUGAUCCAAUUUAUUUGGAUAUAUAAGAUGAGAAGGAAUAAGAAAUAUAAUUUGAAUUGCUUCCAAGGUAACAAUAAAGUUAAGAGAAAAACAAAGCAUUCUAAAAUUUUUUAAAGAAAUAUAGUAUAAUAAAAAGAUUUGGAAUAAGAAGAUUAAGAUAGAAUGAAUCAUCAGAUGAAUUGGAAUCAUAAGAAAAGAGCGAUGAAAUAUCAUAAAAUUAAAAAGAGUAUAAGGAAUGUUAAAUAUGUUUGUCAUAAAGAAAAAUGAAUUAAUAUUUACCCUGUAAACAUGAAUUUUGUAAAUCUUGUGUAGGAACUCAUUUAAAGGAGAAUAUAAUAAGAGGGAAUGUGAUGAUAAUAUAGUGUCCUUAAUUAUCAUGUAGUGAACAAUUUUAAAAGCAUUAGAUAAAAGAAUUAGUAUCUCGUAGUUUAUAUGAGAAAUACGAAAGAUUUUAUAGUCGUCAAUAAAUAAGUUAGAAUAAAAAUGUAAGAUGGUGUCCUAGAGUGGUAAGAUAUAUAAAUAUGAUAUGAGGAUUGUGAAUAGUAUGUGAUAGGUACAGGUAAUGAUUAAUUGAUAUGUUCUUGUGGAUAAUAAAUAUGUUUUAAAUGUGGAAAUGAAUACCAUUUGAAUAUAUCAUGUGAAUAAGCAAUGGAUACACAGUAUCUUAAAGUAAGAAAAGAAUUAUAAGUGAAUAAUUGUCCAAAUUGUUAAGCUCCAAUAGAGAAGAGAGGUGGUUGUAAUCAUAUGACAUGUUAUAAAUGUAAAUAUGAAUUUUGUUGGAUAUGUCAUGGUAAAUAUUCAUCAGCUCAUUAUGGUAUAUUUAAUAUCUUUGGAUGUGCUAGUAUAUUUAUAAUAUUUAUUAUUAUUAUUAGUUCCAGGAGGAUAGGUAUCUAAUAUUAAACCAUUAAAUAAUCCUAUGUUAAUUAGAAUUAUGAUGAUAAUUCCUAAACUUAUCCUUACCUUAUUAUUAUCUAUUGGAUUACUUAUAUUGCUUCCCUUUUUUAUACUAUACCUAAUAAUAUCCGCUCCAUAUCAAAUAGUCAAAAGAAUAUCCAAUUUUAGAAUAAAUAAUUGUUCAAAAUGUUCUUAGAUUGCAUACUUCAUAUUAUACUUAUUUAUCGGAAGUAUUUUAUCUCCAAUCACUAUCAUUUGUGCAAUACUAAUAAGUCCUUUACUUUUGAUUAAUUAUAUUAUUGAUAAUUUAUGA
Messenger RNA from Paramecium sonneborni, 1385 nucleotides. NCBI's taxonomy places the organism in Eukaryota, Ciliophora, Oligohymenophorea, Peniculida, Parameciidae. The record is from the annotation of a GenBank genome assembly.